Messenger RNA from Varanus komodoensis (Komodo dragon), 1531 nucleotides. RefSeq names its product reticulocalbin 2 (gene RCN2). Gene Ontology annotation, molecular function: calcium ion binding. The coding region runs from base 1 to 972 and encodes 323 amino acids. Gene Ontology annotation, cellular component: endoplasmic reticulum. The record is from RefSeq and is a predicted model, not a curated record. The transcript is spliced from 7 exons. Lineage: Eukaryota; Metazoa; Chordata; Lepidosauria; Squamata; Varanidae.
AUGAGGCGCCCGCCGCCGGCGCUGCUGGUGCCGCUGCUGCUGGUGCUGCUGCCGCUGCUGCGCGGACCGGGCGCGGCGGCGGCGGCGGGCGAGCGGGCGCACUACGGCGGCGACGGCGAGCACCUGCCCGACUACGACCGGGAGGCGCUGCUGGGAGGCCAGGAAGAGGUGGAAGAGUUCGCAAAGCUGAAUGCAGAAGAGCAGCAGAAGAGGUUGAAAGGUAUUAUAAAGAAAAUUGAUGUGGACGCUGAUGGAUUCCUCACUGAAGCUGAGCUAAGUUCAUGGAUCCAACAAUCGUUUAAGCAUUACGUUGUGGAAGAUGCUAAGCAGCAGUUUGCCGAAUAUGACAAAGAUGGCAAUGGAUAUGUAUCCUGGGAGGAAUACAACAUUCAGAUGUAUGAUCGUGUGAUAGACUUUGAAGUCGAUGCCACUUUGGAAGACACCGAAGAAGAAUCUUUCCGGCAGCUCCACUUAAAGGACAAGAAAAGGUUUGAACGGGCGGAUGAGGAUGGAAUUUCUGGCCUGAAUCUGGAUGAAUUCAUAGCAUUUGAACACCCCGAGGAAGCUGAAUACAUGAAGGAGUUCGUGAUUCAGGAGGCGUUGGAAGAACAUGAUAAAAACGGAGAUGGAUUUGUGAGCCUCGAGGAGUUCCUGGGUGACUACAGAAGAGAUCCAACUGCCAGUGAAGAGCCAGAAUGGAUAAUCGUAGAGAAGGAUCGGUUUAAAAACGAUUAUGACAAGGAUAAAGAUGGAAGACUCAACCCUCAAGAGCUACUAAGCUGGGUAGUUCCCAACAAUGAGGGUAUUGCACAGGAGGAGGCUGCCCACCUGAUCGAGGAAAUGGACCUGGAUGGUAACAAAAAACUCACGGAAGCUGAGAUUCUUCAGAAUCAGGAUCUCUUUCUCAACAGUGAAGCCACCGAUUAUGGCCGGCAGCUCCAUGAUGCAAGCUUCUACCAUGAAGAACUCUAGUUUCCGAGAGACUUCAUUUUGCUCCUUUUAUCCCAGUGUUCAAUCUUGAGUGUUUUGCAGCUUUGAAUGCAAUGAUACAAAUGGUAUAUGUGACGUUCAUAUAUUGUUGUACGCAACGGUUUCUUCUCUUUGUUCAUUGCCCUCACUGUUUUAGCUGCCAGGUUUUUGGUAUUACAAACCCGUACCACAAGAAUGGGAAUUUUUAAUCUUCCUAUUUUAGUACUGUUUUUUUGAAAUAUACUUGAAAUGGCAAAGAUUUGACAACACUAAAUAAUUUCCACUGGUUCAUGUUAGAUUUUUUAAAAUGCAAAAGCGGAGAAAGUGUCUGGUUUUAUGUUGAUAAUAAUUCUUCUGUAUGAUUAUUCAGGAGAAAUAAAACCUUACUUGUAAGGGUUCUGCAUAUAAACUUCAGUAGUAGAGGGUGUUUAUAUGAUCUGGAAAUAUUUUUGCAUCUAGAUAGCAUUUAUUUUUAUUGUAAAGAUUUAGCUUUAGAAAGUGUAUUGUAUUUAAGUUAAAACAGUAUUCCAAACACUUGGAUUAAAACACUCAAAUUGCCCUA